AUGUCCCCUGCCGGCGAGACAGGCACAUCGUCUACUCCGCCACAGGCCAAUGCACCAGCUCAUCAUGCUAGCACAAUAGAAUACACCCUAAAGAGCCUUGGGGCUCACGUCGUCAACGAGAACAUCGGCGUGGUCGGUGUCCAGGCUGAAGAAGUCCGCCCAUGGAUCCAGCGGGACAUCGAGCAGCGCACUUCUUGCGCUGCAGAGACUAAACAGCCUGAGCUCGUGCAAAAGUGCCCCAUGGAAAUUGUGCCGGUCUGCAAUGGACAGGCCUCCGCUGGAGACAUAUAUUCUUCGGCCGUUGUCCAGGAUUGGGUGAUGACCAAGAUCUAUUUGGGGGAGGAGGAUCGCACUAGCAAGCCGGAGAUCCUCAAAAAAGUCAAGGAGAUCGCUAAGCUGCACGAUACAGUAAAAGACUAUAUUCCCGAGUUCCUCUGGCACUACACGUUUACGAACCCCACGUCCGCCAUCCGAGAAGCGUUCGGUGUUCCAGAACCCACCACAGGCAGUCACGGGCUCUACAUUCUCGCAUUCCGAAAGCUCCACCCCAUCACGAAGCUUCACGGCAAAGAGCUUUUCGACGUCUGGCGUCAGUGUAUCCCGUGUCACCUUAAUCUGUGGAAGGAAGGUGUCUAUCAUCAAGAUAUCACCCCUGGAAACUUGAUGUGGUACAGGAAAAACGGCAAACUGAUCGGUGUGCUAAACGACUACGAUCUAUCGUCGUCGGCGAAUGUAGUGGGUCCUCGGGGCAACGAACGUAUGGGCACGGUACCGUUCAUGGCGCUGGAUGUUCUCAGUGCAAAGGCUCAACGAGGCGAAGUCAAACACCUGUAUCACCAUGAUCUGGAGUCUUUUAUGCGGGUUUUUGCCUGGGUUUUCUUGCACGCCAUUGCAUGUGACGAGAAGAAGUUGUUCUUUCUGGAAAACGCUUUCGAUUAUCAACCUCCGGAAUUCCCAACUUCUGAAUUGGACAUAGAUUGGUCUUUAUGGGAACUUCUUGUAGAUUGUUUUGAGGCGCUCGAUACAGCUGCCUACAAUCGCCGUAGUCGCGUUCGCCGUAUUCGACUUCUUCAACAGCGAUCGAUGGAAGGAGCAGGCGAGCAGACAAACGAUGAAGAAUCAGUAUCAGAUAUGGACGAUUUGCUACACAAAUUCACAGGCACUAUGGCCUGGGUUAAGUUCAGCAAUCAUUCACCUUCACAGUGA
This is a messenger RNA of Suillus subalutaceus, 1206 nucleotides long. RefSeq lists its product as uncharacterized. The coding region runs from base 1 to 1206 and encodes 401 amino acids. Lineage: Eukaryota; Fungi; Basidiomycota; Agaricomycetes; Boletales; Suillaceae. The record is from RefSeq and is a predicted model, not a curated record. The transcript has 5 exons.